CACAGCAGGCGGUGAAGGUCUUUGGCCUGUGUCUGUCCUCCUGGGGUUGUAGGUGUACUCCAACAGUGAAGCUGAGAGAUUGUGAUCAUUCCAGGAACUGCAGAAGGACCUAUGGAUCAUGGCAGGAAGGGUGAAGUGGGUCACUGACAUUGAGAAGUCGGUGCUAAUCAACAACUUUGAGAAGAGAGGGUGGAUACAAGUGACAGAGAAUGAAGAUUGGAAUUUUUACUGGAUGAGUGUGCAAACCAUUCGCAAUGUCUUCAGUGUGGAAACUGGGUACCGUCUCUCUGAUGACCAGAUUGUCAACCAUUUCCCCAACCACUAUGAACUGACCCGCAAAGACCUGAUGGUGAAGAACAUUAAAAGAUACAGGAAGGAACUGGAGAAGGAAGGAAGUCCUCUGGCAGAAAAAGACGAGAAUGGAAAAUACCUCUAUCUGGACUUUGUCCCGGUCACCUACAUGCUCCCUGCUGACUACAACCUGUUUGUGGAAGAAUUCCGGAAGAGCCCAUCCAGCACCUGGAUCAUGAAGCCUUGUGGCAAAGCCCAGGGAAAGGGCAUCUUCCUUAUCAACAAGCUCUCACAGAUCAAAAAGUGGUCGAGGGACAGCAAGACAUCCUCGUUUGUGUCUCAAUCCACAAAAGAAGCUUACGUGAUCUCGCUCUAUAUCAAUAAUCCGUUGCUAAUUGGUGGGAGGAAGUUUGACCUGCGUCUGUAUGUCCUGGUGUCUACAUACCGCCCACUGCGCUGCUACAUGUACAAGCUUGGCUUCUGCCGUUUCUGCACAGUAAAGUACACCCCGAGCACCAGCGAGCUGGACAACAUGUUCGUUCACCUUACAAAUGUAGCCAUCCAGAAGCACGGGGAGGACUACAACCAUAUUCAUGGUGGCAAGUGGACUGUCAACAACCUGCGACUCUACCUGGAGAGCACUCGAGGCAGGGAGGUGACCAGCAAACUGUUUGACGAAAUCCACUGGAUCAUCGUGCAGUCUCUCAAGGCCGUGGCACCAGUGAUGAACAAUGACAAGCACUGCUUUGAAUGCUAUGGCUACGACAUCAUCAUCGAUGACAAGCUGAAGCCCUGGCUGAUUGAGGUUAACGCGUCCCCAUCUCUCACCUCCAGCACCGCCAAUGAUCGAAUUCUUAAAUACAACCUGAUUAAUGACACCCUCAACAUUGCGGUCCCCAAUGGUGAGAUUCCCGACUGCAAAUGGAAUAAGUCUCCACCCAAGGAAGUUCUUGGCAACUAUGAAAUCCUGUAUGACGAAGAGCUGGCCCAGGGUGACGGGGCUGACAGAGAGCUCAGAAGCCGCCCGGGCCAGCCAGUGGGGCCCAGAGCAGGCCGCUCCAGAGACUCAGGGAGAAAUGUUCUCACAACCUGGAAGUGACCUACAGUGGGAAGAAAGACCCCCAGCCUCUCUACAGCUGUUCCAUAGGACUCUGCUCAACACAUAUUUUGGAAUUU
Phodopus roborovskii (desert hamster) is the source of this 1467-nucleotide messenger RNA. RefSeq names its product TTL family tubulin polyglutamylase complex subunit L1 (gene Ttll1). NCBI's taxonomy places the organism in Eukaryota, Metazoa, Chordata, Mammalia, Rodentia, Cricetidae. The transcript has 11 exons. Gene Ontology annotation, biological process: protein polyglutamylation; microtubule cytoskeleton organization. The coding region runs from base 119 to 1390 and encodes 423 amino acids. Gene Ontology annotation, cellular component: cilium. Gene Ontology annotation, molecular function: tubulin binding; tubulin-glutamic acid ligase activity. The record is from RefSeq and is a predicted model, not a curated record.